AUGAAUAUAUUGCUGCCAGGUCUAUGGUUCUACAAUAUUUCAGUGUGUCUUCAUAAGUUCUUGGAGGGACAAGGAAAGAUUAAUCAUUGCCUCAUCAUAUCAGCAGUAUUCCUGGUCCUUGACACUCUCCUUACCAUAUUCUUUGUUUAUGGAGUUGGUAGUUUCAAAGGCUACGGUAUCAAUGGUGCUGCCAUCGCAAAUACCAUUAGCAGAGGAAUGUUAUUCUUUAUUUCGCUAGGAUAUAUUAUGAUUGCCAAGUUCAACUGUGAUGUAUGGAAUGGAUGGUCAAAGGAUUGUUUGAGUGCCAAGGGUGUUAGAGAAUACUUGGGACUUGCCUGGCCAGAGGUACUCGAGGCAUUCUACCUUGAGAUGGCAUUGGUAGUCAUCUACACCGUUUCAAGUUGGGAAUAUGUUAGUUUUAACAUUGCUUUGGCUGUAUUCCAACCAUUGUUCGGUCUGUCCAUUGCACUCCAAGACAGAAUCAGCAAGAACAUGCAAAAGUCAAACAUUCAUAAGGCUUCACGUGCAGCAUGGGUCACCAUCGGAUUUGGAUUUGUCUAUAUCAUCGUCGCCGGAGGAAUCAUUUUGUUGGCCACAUACUUCAAAGUCAGCACCACACAAAGAUAUAACUACAAUACCUUCCUACUCAAUACCAAUCCAUAUGUUUUGGAAGCAUCAUAUGGUGUAAUGAUGAUGGUCGAGGGAGUCCUUAGAGCUGUUGGUAGAUACAAGACUGGAAUCAUCCCAUCAUUCAUUGGAAUCUAUGUCAUUGCAUUGACAUUCAUCCUCUCAGUAGUCAUCAUCGAAGGAUCAUACCUGUUCCUCUUUGGUGUACCAAUUGGAUUUGUAUCAAUGUCCAUUUGUGUCCUCCUAUACCUACUGAUCGUCAAUUGGAAGAAGUUCUCAAUUAACAAUCAAUCAUCAUCAUCAUCAUCGAAUGUGUAA
This is a messenger RNA of Acytostelium subglobosum LB1, 945 nucleotides long. RefSeq lists its product as hypothetical. The transcript is spliced from 2 exons. Gene Ontology annotation, molecular function: transmembrane transporter activity. Lineage: Eukaryota; Evosea; Eumycetozoa; Acytosteliales; Acytosteliaceae. The record is from RefSeq and is a predicted model, not a curated record. The coding region runs from base 1 to 945 and encodes 314 amino acids. Gene Ontology annotation, cellular component: membrane.